AUGUCGAUUUCUGGCACACAGAUUUUAUUAUGGUGUUUGGUUCGAGGAGGAUCCGUUUUUAACAUUACUAUAGAAAGGAAUAAUCGAGUUUCUGAUCUCAAAAAAGCUAUCAAAAAUAAGAAACCAAAUGAUUUUGCUAAUGUCGAUGCAGAUAGACUCACGUUAUGGAUGCUUAAAAACACUGUUAAUAUUAACGAGAUUCAAAGCCUAUUUCUUCAAGAUAACGAGAAUGACCAAAAUAUAGUUUUAUUAAAGGAUAUGCGAAAAAUUGAGAGUUAUUGGCCUGAAGAUCAAAACCAUUCCGAAGAUUAUAUCCACGUUGUCGUGGAACCACCAGUUCCUACCGGCCAAAGUAUCAGGUGUGGCCUUGAGGCGAAUAGCCCCUCGGUUAAAGCCAGACCUGAAAAGUUCUUUAAGGAUCAACAAACAAAUCCAAUCCUUAAUGGUCGACCGCUUGAAAACACCGGUCCUCCUAUUGCUCUUUUCAAUAACACCUUUAGCUUAUUUCUUAAUGAUUUUCAUAAUGAAAAUUUGGAAAUAACUUCUGAUUUUUUGAUAUGGACUGAGGAACUUAUUCUUGCAGCAGCAGAUAGUUAUGAUAAUGAGGAAGAACGGAAUGAAAAAAUAAGAGUGAUACUUAUGGAAAAAUUGGAGCCAUAUUGUUGA
Rhizophagus irregularis DAOM 181602=DAOM 197198 is the source of this 666-nucleotide messenger RNA. Lineage: Eukaryota; Fungi; Glomeromycota; Glomeromycetes; Glomerales; Glomeraceae. The record is from RefSeq and is a predicted model, not a curated record.